Molecule: messenger RNA, 2139 nt
Organism: Parathielavia appendiculata
Lineage: Eukaryota; Fungi; Ascomycota; Sordariomycetes; Sordariales; Chaetomiaceae
Product: zf-DHHC-domain-containing protein
Exons: 2
Coding region: 72-1994 (640 amino acids)
Molecular function (GO): palmitoyltransferase activity
Source: RefSeq, a predicted model, not a curated record
AUUCGACUCCCCCGACGAUGGAUCGAUAACCAGCCACUAUCCAAACACGGAGUGCUGCCUGCAGCCGACAGAUGGAUGCUGCUUCUUCCGAUUUCUCCUCCGAUCCCUCCGGCCCUUCCAACAUGCCGUCCGCCCGCCGCUGGGCCCGAAAGCUCGAGCGCUCGUGCUGGGCCUGCGCCAAGUACUUCCCCCUCGCCUUCGUCUACGGCCUGACCACCUGGGCCGUCUUUGUGCUGGCGACGCUCUGCUCCAGCCCCUCGAAGGUGCCGUGGCAUGGCAAGCCUGCUGCCGCGGCCGGCAUCACCUUCUAUCUCCUGCUCAACUGGUGUUACACCACGGCCGUCUUCACCCCUCCCGGCAGUACGACCAACGAUAAUGGCUACAGCACGCUCCCGACCCACGCCGCGCCGACGGCCACAUCCUUCACCGUCAAGUCCAACGGUGAGAUGCGCUUCUGCAAGAAGUGCCAGGCCCGCAAGCCCGACCGCGCCCACCACUGCUCCACGUGCCGCCGCUGCGUGCUCAAGAUGGACCACCACUGCCCCUGGCUGGCCACUUGCGUAGGCCUGCGCAACCACAAGGCCUUUCUGCUCUUCCUCAUCUACACCACCCUCUUCUGCCUGUACUGCUUCGCCGCGUCGGGCUCCUGGGUCUGGGAGGAGCUCUUCGUCGCCAACAGCACCUACGUAGAGGACCUCAUGCCCGUAAAUUACAUUAUGCUGUGCGUCAUCUCCGGGAUUAUCGGCCUGGUCAUCGGCGCCUUUUGCGGCUGGCACAUCUACCUGGCCGCGCGAGGGCAGACGACCAUCGAGUGCCUCGAAAAGACACGCUACCUCUCGCCGCUCCGCCGCAGCAUGCACCAGACCUACAUCAACCAGCACACGCCGGGCCAGGGCGUGCCGCUGCCUCGCUACGGCCAGCAGCUGCUCGACAUGGCGCAGAACGCCAUCCCAGGCGUCACGCGCCCGGAGGAAGGCGAGGAACUACGCCCGGAGCCGCUGCCGCACUUGCCGCACCACGACCCCGCUGUCGGUCCGCAGCUGCAGGCCGGCUCGCGCCGUUUUACGUAUGACGAGAUGGAACGCUACCGCGCCCGCAAGCGCUACGAGGAGUACCUCGACGAGCAAGACUCGACCAAGCUGCCUAAUGCGUUCGACUUGGGACCCAGGCGGAAUCUGCUGCAUCUGUUUGGUCCCAACCCGUGGCUGUGGGCCGUGCCCGUGUGCAAUACCACGGGCGAUGGAUGGAGCUGGGAACCGAAUCCCAAGUGGCUGGAUGCGAGGGAGCGGCUGGCGAAGGAGCGGUGGCAGCAGGCAGAGCGGGAGAGGGCGGCGGGGUGGGGUGGGCAGGAGGAGGAGGAGGAGGAUGGCGUGGAGGAGGUUGCGGGUCAUGGUGCGCAGGGAGGAGCCGGGAGGCAUUACCUCUACCCUCCACAACAACAACAACAACAACAACAACAGUCACGACAGCCGCAAUACAUUGGGCGAUACACUCCAAGCACAUACCUCACCACCAAUAACAAGACGAAUACCCUUUCACCCCUUCCGUCACCGAACCUCCCAGGCCGCAGAACACCAAGCAAAGCAGACCGCAUUCUGGGCCGCGAUCCGAAUCUCUACGGUGACGACGCCUCCGACGCGGUCUCUCUGAGGAGGCUCAGCCCGUCGGGGCGGACGAUCGAGGACGAACUGGACGCCAUUGACCGCGACGAUUACGACGAAGAGGAGGAGGAGGAGGAGGAGGAUGGGGCGGAUGAGACGGGGGGUAAGCAGCGGCAAGAGCUGCCACAGCAGCGGGCUGAGGUGGAAAGGAGACCGCUGGAUGUGGUUACCAACGGGCGCUGGGGGAGGGGGAAUCAUCCAGGCGGAGUGCGUGGAUUGUUGAGGGGGGCUGUUUCCCCUGGCGCUGGGUCUGGGUCGACUGGCGUUGGGAGCGGUGCGGGUAGUGGCUCCUUUGGGAGUGAUAAUGGUAGUGAUAAUGAUGGGGUUGACUAGAUAUAGGAUGUUGUAAUAGUCUAUUUAGCGUCUUGGAUUUUUGUGGCUUUCUCUUUGGCAAGAGUUCCUAGAAGCAAUCUGGCGGUGUAUGUGUUUUGCAUAUUUGUAGGAAUAAUCGGAUGCUGAAUAGAUGAGUCAGUUGGAU